AUGGCUUAUACUGAAGAACAUAAGGUUUUGUUCGGUACUCAUAUGUUGUCUGAAGAAGCUGAAGAUUGGUGGGAUAACACUCGCCAAAUACUAGAAGUUGUUGGUGCUGAGAUCACUUGGACUGUGUUUAGGGUGCAAUUCCUGGAGAAGUACUUUCCUGAAGAUGUGGGUAGCAAGAAGGAGAUUGAAUUUCUCAAGCUUAAGCAAGGGAACAUGACAGUUGCUGAGUAUGCCGCCAAGUUUGAGGAGCUAGUGAAGGCUCGUUUUGCUCACUACAAGAGUGUUAGUGAGAGGAAGGGGAAGAAUAAGUCCAGAGGAAAACCAUACAGUGCUCCAACUCACAAAGGGAAGCAAAUGACUACUGAUGAGAAGAAGCCAAGUGGGGGAGUGACUCCCGCUUCUGUCAAGUGUCACCAUGUUAUGGAUUGUAAGAGAAAUGCGCCGAUUUGUUAUAACUACGAUGGUAUUCUUUUGAUUGUUAUUAUUAACACGGGUGGGAUGCAUUUGUUUGUUUCACUUGAUUAUGCUGAGAAGUUGGGUUUGAAAUUGUCCUCUAUGGAUAGGAGCAUGAUCGUUGACACCCCGAUUCUGGGUCUGAUACUCACUUUGUGGGUUUGUUUGAAUUUCCCGGUUACUAUAUAUGGUAAGAUAUUUGGUAUGGAUUUAGUGUGUUUUACUUUGAGGAACCUCGAUGUUAUCCUUGGAAUGAACUGGUUGGAGUUCAACCAUGUUCAUAUCAACUGUUUUGCCAAGACAGUGUCAUUUUCGGAUUUUGAUACUAGUGAUGAGUUGUUUGUGUUAGCUAAGCAAGUGAAUGAGUUCGUGAAGGAUGAUGUUCCAGUGUUUAUGGUAUUAAGUUCUAUGAAGGCGGAGACUAAGGUUGUGUUGGACGAACUACCUGUGGUGAGUGAUUUUCCAGAAGUGUUUCCAGAUGAUAUUAGUGAUUUGCCUCCAGAACAUGAAUUGGAGUUUGCUAUAGGCUUAGUACCUGGUACUAGUCCAGUGUCGAUGACUCCUUACAGGAUGUCUGCUUCAGAGUUGGGUGAACUGAAAAAGCAACUGGAUGAUCUUCUUAAGAAGAAGUUUGUUCAUCUGAGUGCUUCUCCAUGGGAUGUGUCGAUGUUGUUAGUGAAGAAGAAAGAUAGUAGUAUGAGGCUAUGUGUGGACUACCAACAGCUAAAUAAAGUGACUAUCAAGAACAAGUAUCCACUUCCGAGGAUUGAUGAUCUGAUAGAUUAG
Lathyrus oleraceus (garden pea) is the source of this 1239-nucleotide messenger RNA. RefSeq lists its product as uncharacterized. The coding region runs from base 1 to 1239 and encodes 412 amino acids. The record is from RefSeq and is a predicted model, not a curated record. Lineage: Eukaryota; Viridiplantae; Streptophyta; Magnoliopsida; Fabales; Fabaceae. The transcript has 4 exons.